AAAUGUGUUAUUAUAAAAGUGUUAUUUAUACAAAAAACAUUAUUAAAUCCUGUGUCCGCAGAAUACAACAAUACAGUGGAAUGUGAGAUCACAUAAAGCUAUUUUUUUGAAAACGAAAAAAGCAUCCAUAAAAACAUACAAGGUUAGAAAGUAAAGAUGACAGAUUCUUUGGAAAAAUUGCAAAUCGAUGAAGAUGGGACUAGAGAUGUCAGACAUACUCUUAGUUAUCAGGAAGCAAUCAUAACUUCAAUUGGAAAUUUCGGACGCACUCAAUUCAUUAUUCUAGUGGCUGUAUCGCUAACGAGAGUUUUUGGGGCAUGGAGCAUGAUUAUGAUGAGUUUCGCUGGCGCGCAACCUGAUUGGUGGACUGAAAGCACCGUCUUUAAUGAAACGAGUAACAUAUCCUAUACCAUAAGAAAGACAAAAACAUGUCCAGAGUUUGGGAACGAAACAAUCGUAUUUGACGAUAACAUAUACACAAUUGUUAGUGAGUGGAGUUUGGUGUGUUCAAGAGACUGGAUACCAACAGCAAUUACGACAAUACAAAUGGUUGGUGUUUUAUUUGGAGCUGCAGUGAUUGGUCAAUUAGGCGAUUGGAUUGGUCGUAAAAGAGCUCUUCUUUUUGCAUAUACUUUCGUUCUUUGUUUUAUCCUUCUUCUUGGUUUAUCUGUGAACUGGCAAAUGAUGGCGGUUGCUGCAUUUUUCUUAGGGUUUUCAUUAGGAGGUUAUCUUUCAGUGAUUGGCGUUUAUAUAUAUGAAUUCGUUGGAACAGAAUGGAGAACAUCUAUCAAUGUUGUACCAGGCUGGGAAGUUGGCGUAAUCUUAUUUGGAGCCAUGUUUAAGUUGCUACCAAACUGGCGCCAUCUUUGUUAUGCUACGACCGCACUAGGUAGCCCGGUUGUGUUGUUAUUUUGUUUUUCACCAGAAAGUGUCCGCUGGUAUUUCACUCACAAUAAAGUAAGAACAGGGAAAAAAGUAUUGCGAAGAAUAGCCCGAAGAAAUGGAAAACCAGAACCAGAUAUGGACGCUAUUGAUAAAAUUUUAUCCAAAGACAUGUUAUCAACGAAGGAAUCUAUGCUAAAGUAUAAUUAUGUGUCGUUGAUACGAAACAGAUCAACCAGAUAUAAAGCCUUUAUACUUCACUUUAUGUGGAUGGGUGCAUCGUUUACCUACUAUGGUCUCACGUUGGGUGUGGGCGAACUUUCUGGUGAUAUUUCUCUCAACAUGGCUUUGAUGGGACUCAGUGAAGCUUUUUGUGUGAUGCUUGUAUGGCCAGUAUCAAAAUGUUUAGCACGGAAGUAUACAACAAUCUUCUUCUUGGUAGCCACAUCACUUGCAUCGUUUGGCGUCACUAUCGCUUACUUCGUCACCACGGAAUAUUUUGAUAUCUCUAUGAAUGUACUAGCUUUAGUUUCCAGACUCUUCUUAGCAGCGUCAUGGAAUGCUAUUGUUGUAUUUACAACUGAAUCUUUCCCCACAGUGUUAAGGAGUAGCGCCCAUGGCUUCGUAAAUGUUGGCGCAAGGAUUGGCGGUAUAAUGGCGCCACAGAACAAAACUCUUAGUAAAAUAUCUCGCCACUUGCCGUUUACAGUGAACGGUAUAUUGGCUUUGGUUAGUGCUUUCUUGUGCCUCUUUUUGGAAGACACCUAUCACGCUGUUAUGACGGAUGAAAUCGAAGAAGAAGAAAAACGAUCGGAGUUAUUAACAACGAAAGUUUAAAAUUAAAAUGAAUUACUUGUUCAAAAAAAUUUUUUAUACAUUUUUAUACUAAUAUUUGGUGUUUUUAGGGUAUUGUUUUUAGGGAACUGUAAUAUUUUUAGAAUUUUUAUUGGGAAUGUAUUAUUAGAAAAGAAAAAAGUGGAAAACAUG
Hydractinia symbiolongicarpus is the source of this 1869-nucleotide messenger RNA. Its product is annotated as solute carrier family 22 member 15-like. The transcript has 11 exons. Gene Ontology annotation, cellular component: membrane. Lineage: Eukaryota; Metazoa; Cnidaria; Hydrozoa; Anthoathecata; Hydractiniidae. Gene Ontology annotation, molecular function: transmembrane transporter activity. The record is from RefSeq and is a predicted model, not a curated record. Gene Ontology annotation, biological process: transmembrane transport. Bases 157 to 1719 code for a protein of 520 amino acids.